AUGAAUCAUUCGACUGUGUUUCUGAUCAGCUGCCUGCUGCUCGGCAGCAACGCUCGGGCUGCUUUUAAGGACUUUGUCGUUGAGCCAGACGCAGAGCAGCCCAAUAACGGCAUAGCUCUGGGCUGUCCCGCAGAAGACGAACAGCCCCUGAUCUCAUUCCAUGAUGUGGAACAAGAUGGCAUUGUCGACACACAGCUGCUGCUCGCAGCGCUCAUGCAACAUGCCCAACGUCUGGGCAUGAAUCUGGAGCAAUUGGCUCAAAUUCAGGCAAUUGGGGAGGAGGAUGUAUUGGAAUCUGAUGCUGGUUGCAGUGCAGCGGAGUCGCUUAGCUAUCGCGAGCAGCCCAGCUGGUAUGAUGUGUUCUUCAACUAA
Molecule: messenger RNA, 372 nt
Organism: Drosophila novamexicana
Lineage: Eukaryota; Metazoa; Arthropoda; Insecta; Diptera; Drosophilidae
Exons: 3
Coding region: 1-372 (123 amino acids)
Source: RefSeq, a predicted model, not a curated record